Messenger RNA from Portunus trituberculatus (swimming crab), 2470 nucleotides. RefSeq names its product zinc finger protein 525-like. The coding region runs from base 754 to 1866 and encodes 370 amino acids. NCBI's taxonomy places the organism in Eukaryota, Metazoa, Arthropoda, Malacostraca, Decapoda, Portunidae. The transcript has 4 exons. The record is from RefSeq and is a predicted model, not a curated record.
UAUCUGGAAAGAAUGUGGCGAGCGAGGUGUAGGGAUCAUUAACGAAGAGAAAUGCUACUUUUGUUUCUUUCUUUUUUUUCUGUUUUGUCUUUUUUGUCCUCUACAGGAGCAGCCGAUCCAAGGGCCUGGCUCUGGAGCGAUCCCGAGCCACCUGUAGCAUCAAGAUCAAGAUUUACUAAGAUCAAGAUCUAGAUGUAAACAAAGGUCUUUUUGCUCUCCAUUUCCUUGCUCUAGCUAUGAGAUAAAAACCAAAACAUAGUUAUCAGUUGUCACGUUGUUGACCGGUUGUCGUUAUUUUUCUUCCUGCUUUACGAGAAGGAAACAGUGUCACCGAAUGUCGACUCUUCCAGUUAAACGUCCGGACUGGUGGACAACCAACAGGAUCUGUGGGAAUGCAGGGUCUUGAGUCUAGUAAUUCCAAAGAGCGGUGUCCGUUGUCCAGGGAUGCAAGCGUUGGUGCACCAGGUUUCUACAGGCACUUGAGGCCAGUCCAAUACCAAGACAGACCACAUAGGAUAUGCUGAUCAUCCUGACCUAACCAGCAAUGAAUCAGUUGUGAACAAUGGAUGGGUUGACUGAAGCAGUGAACACAACUCAUCACAGGGGCAAUACCCAACAAUCACAUGAUAUUUGUUCUAAGAUGCCAAUACUGUGCAUGUGCAUGUAGCUCAAAGCAGCACCAGCUGCAGAUCUGUUACACAGCAGCCUACAUAUUAUUGCUGUUUGUGGGUGCAUCAUCCUAUUACAACAAGAAUGGAAAAUUUAGAGAAGUAUAAGUGUGCAAGGUGUGAAGUAAUCCUGCCAAGCAAAAGCCACCUCAUUCAGCACUCACUUUCACACAUUGGUGUAACAGUGCAUAUGUGCCAGCACUGUGAUCAACUCUUCCUGAGUGCCAAUGAUCUGGUGAAACACAGCUUGACCCACGCAAGCAAACAUGAAUGCCGGAUGUGUGGCAAAGAAUUCACCCGUCGCAGUAAUCUGAAUCAACAUAUGUACAUUCACAAUGGUGAAAAAAGACAUGUAUGUAAGAUAUGUGGCAAAGGUUUUAAUCAGAAAGGCAACCUUAUUAAUCACUGGAAUAGUACACACACUGAUGUCAAGUACCAUUGUGGGGAGUGUGGGAAGGCAUUCCACCGCAAGGACAGCCUGGAUAAGCACAUGAACAUCCACACUGGGGAAAAAAUCUAUCGUUGUUUUGUGUGUGAUAAAUCAUUUCACCAAAAAGCUUACCUAACCAGUCAUCUGAACAGCCAUAGUAGUGUAACAAAGUACAAAUGUGACGAGUGUGGUAAAGGGUUUUCAUACAAAACCAGCCUAAACAGACACAUGAACAUGCAUGCUAAUAUCAAGAACUUCAGAUGUGACAAGUGUGAUAAGACAUUUACCCGUAAAAGUCACCUCCUGGAACACAUAAACAGCCACAGUGGCUUAACAUUCAACUGUGACAAGUGUGAUAAAACAUUCACCUAUAAAAGCAGUCUGCGUAACCAUCUUUUGACUCAUGAUACGUCCCUGGAAAGCAAACAUAGGUGUAUUUUGUGUGGCAAGGCUUUUACUCACAAAACAAGCCUGACUCGGCAUAUGGACACACACUCUGGGGUAAAAAAUUUUGAGUGCGACGAGUGUGGGAAGACCUUCUCACGGAAGAGUCAUUUACAAGAACACAAGAACAGUCAUUUAGGCAUAAGUUUUGACUGUGACAAAUGCAAGAAAAGUUUUGCUCAUAAGAGCAGUCUUAAGACACAUAUGAACACACACCAUGGAAGCCUAAGUGCGGAAGGUGGUGGUAACAGUCUUGCACGUAUCCACAGCAUGGAAAGUGCAGAAAGUGAUAUUAAUGAGCCUAUAAAUACAAACACCACUUAGAUUUAUACUGUAGAAAAAGUACCACCAACAGGUUUAGUAAUUUUAAUCCUACAUUCAAGCACAAAUGUAGAACAGUAUUUAUGAAUAUGAACAAUUUUUUUUUUUGCAAAAUUUCUUGUGAGCUUACAGUUUUAUGUGAAUGAAGCAUUGUAUAAUACAGGUCUUACUAGUUAAAGGAUAUGUAUUAGAAGCUAAGACCUGUGAACAGUUGUAUUAGAAGCUGAAAACACAAGGGCAGCUGUGUUGCAAGUCAAAGGACAUUUGGAUGUUUGUGUUGCAAAUUAAAUAGUUAAUUGGAUAAGAAUAUGAUCACAUAAUAAUGUUAUUUUAUGACAAUUUACAUGUUUAUAAACAAAUAUCAACACCAUGAUAACAAUAGUAAAGAAAUUAAUAAGGUAUUGAUAAUUGAAAUAAUGAGAACAUUACGUAUUAUACUAUUAUCUUAGAAAGACAUUUUUACUCAUAAUAAGAGGAGCAGCUUUGAAUUUAAGACAAAUAGUAUGUAGCACUAGCUACAUGUUAUAUAUAUAUGUGACCACUAUCAAUAGUAUAAUAAGGAUAGCAUCCUCUCAUAAUGUUAUUUGUAAUAAAGUCAGUAGCCCAA